AUGUCUAACCGGCACCAUGCUCGGAAGAAUACAAUGGUCGAGGACGUUGCUGUGCCGAGACAAUUGCUAUCCACAGCAAAGUUCAAUUCACCAUGGGAGUUGAAGAAGUGGGAGAAAUCCCUUCCCAAAAAUGAUCGUGUUGAACUACACCUACCCGGAGAGUCAAGUCAGGGCCGUCUCAGUCGUUCUGCUAGUCUGUCUGCUAUCCGGGGUCCAAGACGUCCUGCUGCGAUUCGUCCGCGCAGUAAUCCUCCUGAAUUAUAUGGUAUGUCAUGCAAUACUAUAACACCAUUUGCAGGGCACUUGACACCUCCUCUAGAGACAGAAAAGGAACCUAUAACACCAAUCAAAGAGAACCCUGUUCAUCUCAGCCCUCCAACCAGUUCAAAUGGCUCUAUCGAUAUCAAUAGUCGCCGGAGUAGUAUGUACGAUGUCUACGAAAAAGCCAAAGUGAGAGGCGUUGCUCUUCAAAGAAAGCAUUGGGUGCGCAUCUUGUUCGAAACGACCGUCUAUACUCUCCUCAUUUUGUUUGUCUAUUUUGUUCUCAUUGGCAUGCCCCUGUGGCGAGGUGCUGUCUGGUGGCUCUACUGGGUCAUUAGCACAAAAUUCGUCAUCCAGGGAGGAUGGGCCAUUCUUAUCGGUCUCGCUUUUCUAUACGCUUUCUGCCCUCUUCUGAUCUUCUUCGAAAAAGAUCCUCCUGCAGCAACCGAUAUCAUUGAUACAGAUCUGGAACAAAACUCAUCUAGCGCCAAAAACACCGCCCUCCUCAUACCCUGCUAUAAAUCCGCCCAGAUCAUCGGUCCGACCCUGGAAGCGGCUUUGAAAAUCUUCCCUGCUGAGAACAUCUUCGUCAUCGCCAAUGGAAAUUCUCAAACACCUCUCGACGACACAGAAGAUGUGUGCCGUCCUUUCGGAGUGAACCACCUCUGGGUCCCCGUUGGAUCGAAGAUCGUAGCUCAAUUCGCCGGUUGCUACGCAGCAAAGGGCUUCGAGAACGUCCUCCUGAUCGACGAUGACUGUGCACUUCCGCCGAAUUUCCCCGUGGUCAGUGAUCGACUCAAGGGCUCGGUCAAAUGUGUUGGAUACACAAUCAAAAGUGUUGGCCCCAACUCUUCCAAGGGAACAUACUGCCAACAGGCCCAGGAUUUGGAAUAUAAAAUGUCUGGUAUUCAACGAGCUUUCUUUGGUAUGCUCGGAAGUGCCACUUUCCCCCAUGGUGCUAUCUCUCUUUGGAAUACGGAGUUCCUCAAAGAGACGUUCAAUGAGCACCCUGGUUUCUCGGUGUCUGAAGACUGGUUUUUCGGCGAUGCCUGUCGACGUCUUGGAGGUCGUAUCACAAUGUGCACAUCUGUCUUCGUCGAGACCGAAACCCCGGCAUCGGUCUUUUUCGCCGGCGGUGGCAGCCGAGGUGGAUUCGGUGAGAUGACCAUUUUCCAGCAGCGAUUCAAACGGUGGAACUUUUUCUUCGUUAUUGGAAUCUACUAUGAUCUCAAAUAUAUCCUCACAAGCUGGAAGCUUGGCUGGUGGGAAUUCGGAGCGAAGCUCUGCGUUUUCCAAGAGGUGUACGAAACUCUUAUCUACCUCCUCGCUCCAUUCGUCCUUCCCAUCUCCUUCUACGUGUGCCCCAGUUUCUCCGGUAUUCUCCUAGGCGCCACGAUCGGAAUGUACAUCGUCAACGUGGUGGUUUUCAAUGAGAUCCAUCUCCGACGGAAAAAUGAGCGCAUCGACUGGAAGGUCUUGCUUAUUUAUUAUACUUUUUACAAGCUCGUCCUGACGGUCGUCAACGUUUUCAGCUGCUACUGGUCGCUGUUCAAGUAUGCUCGCUACUUCGCCAAACGUCACCCGAAGAUCAUCGAGGAUCAAGAAGCCAUUGGAGUCGUCUUGAGUCUUGAGCGCGACGUCGAAACUCCUACCAUUGAGGAGGAAGUUGACAACACGCGAGCACGCGCACCUCAAAGAGCGGAUUCGCAACGCACGUAUAAACGUCUGACCUUGACUAGAGUGGAUGCUCCGAUCGGGCUGGGUAUUACCAUGACUCAGACACAUACUACGAACCAGUCGUACAAGAGCGUGAUCUAG
This is a messenger RNA of Penicillium odoratum, 2079 nucleotides long. RefSeq lists its product as uncharacterized. The record is from RefSeq and is a predicted model, not a curated record. Lineage: Eukaryota; Fungi; Ascomycota; Eurotiomycetes; Eurotiales; Aspergillaceae. The coding region runs from base 1 to 2079 and encodes 692 amino acids. The transcript has 4 exons.